AUGGAAUUCUCUUGCGUUGCUGCUGGGUCGUUCCACCAGGGAGAUCCCAGAUUUACCGAGAGCAACAACGCUCAAUGCAUGGCAAAUGCAACCUGUGCCCUCGCAUGGCAAGCAUUCUGCGGCGGAUUCAGUACCAACGCUAUUGACGCUAUACUCAUGGCGGGCGAUAGCUUGUAUACACUAUCUCGCCGUGAGCAUAGCAUCACUAACCGGUAUCUGUUCCCUGAGGACCUCGCCAGGCACUUCGUGGUUGCACACCAUCGUGUUACCAUCGAAGAAAUUUCUUGUGUUUGGGACGGGUUGUAUCCGUUACGAAACGAUGGCCUAGAUGAGGUGACCUCUUCCUUGUCUUCGGUUUUGGAAGCAGCUAUGCCCGGUGACUCCGUUGAUAGCGGUUUUUUGUUUACGGGACAGUUGGUGACAGUCGCUUUUUGGCGUUUCCAAGGGCGGCUGUACCUCUUUGAUUCCCACGCGGUAAACGAAAACCGUCGUCGAGACAUUGAUGAGGCGAGAAAUAAGGCUAGGGUGUUCGUCUGUAAUAGUUUUCGUUCUCUAGCUUCCCUCAUUUUGGUGAAUUCUGCGUUCGUCGGUGGGCAGUACUCCGUCACAAAAAUAAAGUUUUCCGUCAACGAAACUCAAACUGUCCACACGGUCGACUGUUCGGACAAUGACUUAACUCAGUUAUCAGAAUCUGCCUCUGAGACAGUUGUUCAGAAAACCAAAUGUCCUGGUAGACCAAAAACAAUAAAGCGUGGUCGUCCAAAGCUUUUAGACACGACCCGAGAAGAGCAAGUGGAUGCGGCGAAGAAGAAGUAUAGGGAGACGCACGCUGACAAACUCCGGGAUGACAGUCAACGUUACACUCAAACCCACCCUGAGGUGCACCGAAAGGCUGUUCAGCAAUACGACCUGCGUAAUCCCGGUGCUUCUGCUGAGAGAGUUCAGAUUUUUCGCCUGAAAAAUCCGAAAAUGUCUGAACUUCGCUAUAUGCCCGCAUCACUUGCUCGGUCCGUAGUCAAAAAUGGCCCCAUGUCUGUUUGGAAUGGGGAGCCACUCAAUGAAAUACAACCAUACAAAUUAAAAAAAGUCAGUCUCUGGGUUGACGACGUUUACAGAUGUCGUCAUUGCCAAGCACGGCUCUUCGAGGAGGAGAAGAAUAGAAAGCAAUGGUGCUGCGGGGAAGGAGCGUUCAAUGUUCUCGACAUUCCUCCGUUGCAAGAACGCUUUUAUUCCGACCGUCUCUUCCUGGAAAGAGCCCGUGCGUACAACGACCUGUUUGCUUUCUGCGCGCUCGAAGUGUCAGGCGGGUAUCGUCAUCCCAGUGGUCUUUCUUUUUUCAAGAUCGAGGGAAGAAUGUACCACCAGGUCUACAAUCUGGACGCCCCAGGACAAAAGUUCACCACUCGUUCUGGGAACGUUCAGUUUGUGAAUCGGUCCCGCCUGUAUAUUGACGAUGGCGAAGAGCGCCGUAACAUUGCGAUGGGUAGAUCGCUUGAUGCCGAGAUCAUCGACGGUAUUGCUGAUUUCCUGUCUAGGGAAAAUCCUUACAUUGAGCAUUACCGUCGAUUGAGCAACGAGCCUUCCGUAACAGCUCACUUGGCUUUUGAAGUAACAAGCAGGUCUACCCAUGGCCCUGUUCUCGGUGAUCGGCAAACAGGCGUCGAAGUGCACGCCGUGCUCAGCAAUGAUGAAAACGACACUGAGCCCCGGAGACUGACUAUAUGGAAAUCCGGUUCCGAUAGACCUACAUUUAUUGAUCUUUUACACCCCCUAAUGGAACCUUUCCAAUAUCCCCUACUUUACCCGCAAGGCACUGUGGGAUGGCACGUUGGCCGCCUUGAUAACAAGGGUGCCAAACUGACUCAAUUUAAGUACUCGCGGUGCCUCCUACUUUCUGAACCUCGCUUCUCUCACCUAGGCCGUCUCUCACAAGCUUGGCAGGUUGAGAUGUUCGCGAGGUACGAGGAGGAGAAACUGCGUUACAUUAAGUUUACGCAGCUGAAGAACACCGAUAGUGCCUUGCGGGUGGGGCCGGUUGACGAGAUUCGGAAUGCACAGCAGGUCUUGAACGACAUCGCUCGUGAUGAAACCGUCCAAGGCGAGGGUGGGGUGCAGGCAGGAAAAGUCUACCUCCCAAGUUCGUUCACCGGGGGGCCCAGGUACAUGAAAGUAAAAUACGAAGACGCUAUGGCAAUCGUAUCGCGCCUGGGUUCCCCCACUUUCUUUUUGACGUUUACUUACAACGCGACUUGGGAGGAAAACAAGAAAGCUUGCCCUCGUGGAGGUACUCGCAGUGACCCUAGCACUGCUUGCAGAGUUUUUAGGAUCAAACUUCUGGAACUUCUCCGAGACCUGCGCAGCGGAGCAAUGUUUGGACGCUCUGUCUAUAUCGUCUACGUCAUCGAGAUGCAAAUGAGGGGCCUUCCUCACGCCCACAUUGUAUUCAAGAUUGACGGCGACGGACCAGUUCAGGCGUCCGAAAUUGACUCCAUCAUCCGCGCGGAUAUUCCCUCGGAAGAAGAGGCCGGAGGCCGACUGAGAAAGUUGGUCCUCAAACACAUGAUCCACGGUCCAUGUGGUAAUGAUCAUAGGACUGACUUUCUCUGUUGGGACUCUGCAAAGGGUUACUGCACCAAAUACUUCCCCAAGCCCUGCUGUGAAACCACCCACGUCGACGAGAGGGGAUUCGUCCAGUACAAGCGAGAUUAUACCAAUCGGGGGACAAUUGUAUCACGCAAUAAGAACAUUAUCGUACAUGACGGUUGGGUUGUGCCUUAUAAUCCCGCACUGAUGUUGAAAUACGAGGCUCACAUCAAUUUGGAGCUGGCGUCUACUCGCCGCGUGAUUAAGUACCUCUUCAAAUAUCUUAUGAAGGGAGGAUCUCUCCAGAACGUCACAGUUACUCCCUUCAGUAAGCAAGAUGAUGAGGUACAGCAUUACGUGACGAAGAGAAUGGUGGGUGCCAGUGACGCGUGCUGGCGUUUAUUAAACUUUCCAGUAUCAGAAUCUGAGCCGGCUGUUGAAUGUCUUCCCGUCCAUCUGGAGGGCAAGCAGUCCGUCCUGUUUAGACCUGGCCAACUGGCAGAGGCAGCCGCUAGGAACAGCUCCAAACUCACCAUCUACUUUGACCGGCCUCGUAUUUCACUGUUUGACGACCUGACUUAUCAGGGGUUCUAUGAAACGUUUGUGGUUCAUGUCAAGCGCCCAAAAACUGCGGAGAUAUACGAGCACCCCGAUGGCGUCCAUUUUAUCACUGCCCGACAGCGUGGCGAGAAGGUGUGCAGACUGUUUUGGGUCUCACCGAGCAGGACAGAACAGUAUUACCUGCGUAUCCUGCUUAUGACUGUAUCUUGCCGUGGUUAUGCCGACCUCCUGUCCCGCGGUGGACCAAACUGCCGCACUUUUCAAGGGGUCGCGCGGCAUCUUGGCUUGGUGCAAGACGAACAGGAGUACCACUACGCACUGCGCGAGGCCGCCACUUUCAUGACUGGCCCGAGACUUCGUUCUUUCUUUGUGAUCCUCUGCAACAUGGGGGCUCCUGCAGCUCUCCUGUGGGAUGCUUUCCGUGAUUCCAUCUGCGAGGACCACAUAGAGCGUAAUCCUCUCGAUGUUGAACUGGCCUACAAGCUAGGUCUCAUCGAUAUUGAUCGGAGUCUUCGUCGGCAGGGUUCUUGCGUCGCAGAUCAUGGCCUCCCCGAUGUACACGAUGACACGACGGAGUUGGGCAGAGAACUGCUCUUACAUGGUGAAAAUCAACAGAGAGUGUUUGUGGAGGAGUGGGUGCCAAAGCUCUCUGAAGAUCAAAACCGCGUAUUUGAGUACGUUACCUCCGUUCUCAAUGCCCCUGCCAGCGGAACGUCGUCGAAAAUCAUUUUUCUUGACGGCCCGGGAGGCUAUGGGAAGACCACUCUGAUUCGUGUCAUUCUCGCAUACGUGAGAGGUUGUCGUCAGGUUGCACUGGCAGUCGCUAGCUCUGGGAUCGCCGCGGGUAACAUGCCUGGUGGAACUACAGCUCACAGCAUGUUCCGGUUGCCACUCGACUUCGGUGACGGCACCGGCUUUUGGAACAUCACCAACGGCUCCCAGCGAGCAGAGCUCAUCAGGGCCGCAAGGCUCAUUGUCUUUGAUGAGGCCCCGAUGGCACAUCGGUUCGUUUUCGAGGUUCUUGACAGAUCCCUGCGAGACCUCAUGCGUUCCAGUGAGCUAUUCGGUGGUAAAAUAUUCCUCUGUUGUGGCGACUUUCGCCAGAUCGCGCCUGUCGUUGUAAACGCUCGUACUCCAACUGACAUUGUUUGUGUCUCACUUCGGGCUUCCCAUCUGUGGCAGCAUUUCAAAAUUUUUGCCCUGACAACAGCUCAUCGGACUAGUAGUUCCACAGCCUAUUCCGAAUUCCUUCUUAGGGUAGGCAACGGAACUGUCAGUUCGACCACUUUCUUGGAGGGACGGAACGAACAAAGUCUAAUUCCGCUGCUCGGGAUUAGACAAGUGACGUCUUUGACUGAUUUGGUCGAUUCCGUCUUUCCCGCAAACGUCCUACUCGACUCUGAUAUGUGUUCGCGACGCGCAAUCCUCUCGACUCUGAUAGUGAACGUCAAGGAGAUCAACGACCACAUCUUGAACUCCCUCGACGGUCAUCUGUACGAGCUGAGGAGCGCCGACACAGUCGACAGAGAGAACGACGAUGGCCUGGAUGUCGACGUUCAACUCCUGAACACGGCUACUGGCAAGGGCGUACCAGACCAUGUUCUGCGGCUGAAGAUCGGUUCUGUUUGCCUCAUUAUGAGGAACCUCAACAUCGCUGAAGGACUCGUCAACGGCACUAAAGUCAUCGUAAUCGGCAUCACCAACCGCCUGAUUACAGUGAGACUUCCCGGACAGACGCAACCUAUCGGAAUUCCCCGGAUUACCUUUACUUUUGCGUUUGUCGAGGGUUCGCCGUUACGUGUUCGUCGACGUCAGUUCCCACUGAUGUUGGCCUAUUGCAUGACCGGACACAAGAGCCAAGGUCAGACAAUAGAUUCAGUCGGUGUUGAUUUACGGACCGAUUGCUUCACGCACGGGCAACUAUACGUCUUGCUCAGUAGGGUCAGACAUCCAGACCAUAUUGUUGUUCUCGUACACCCCGAACGUGUCCGAGAUGGAAUCGCAUACGCAAAGAACAUCGUGUAUGGCGAUCUCCUUCUCUAA
Molecule: messenger RNA, 5187 nt
Organism: Macrosteles quadrilineatus (aster leafhopper)
Lineage: Eukaryota; Metazoa; Arthropoda; Insecta; Hemiptera; Cicadellidae
Exons: 1
Coding region: 1-5187 (1728 amino acids)
Biological process (GO): telomere maintenance; DNA repair
Molecular function (GO): DNA helicase activity
Source: RefSeq, a predicted model, not a curated record